CUAUAGCAGCCAUCUUACUUAUAACUGGUUAUCAACUAUCAAGUAUCAACCAGAGCUAUCAAUCAAUGUCUUUAUAAUUAUUGUCUAUUAUAAUGUAAAAACAUAAAAAGAAAAUAUUGUGAUUGCUAGGUUCUACAUUAAUAUUUGUUUUGUAAACUGAUCUGUCAUUAAUAGCAACAGAGACUAUAAUUAGAAAUUUAAAUUUUUCAAUAUGUACGUUUUUGUUUUUUUAUAAGUUUCAACUUUCAAGUAUAAUUUAAAAUUAAUCCUCUUCUUGAUUAUUCCAAGUACAAUAGCGAGUGUCAUUAAAUAGCAAUUAUGACAGGAAGAAGAGAUAGAUCACGAUCUCCGAUGAGAGGAGAUAAUGCUAUGCGUCGGAGAGAAAAUAAAAAUGGGGACCAAAAAACUGCUGAAGGCAUAUCAAAUGUGAUAAAUCCUAUGAUGAUGGCAAAUAUGUACCCUCAAGGGAAUAUGAUGAUGAGUGGCAUGUUCAACAUGAUGAUGCCCAAUCCAAUGAUGGCUGGAGGGAUGAUGCCUUCGAGCGGAAUGGAGAUGAUGCAGAGCACCAGUAUGGAGAUUAUUUCACAGCCACCAAUAGACAUAACCGCUAUGGGAACACAACCCUUAGCCGCUCCGCCUUUGACACCAUCAAUGGACAUGAGUAUGAUGGGUGGUGUUAUGAUGGAUCCAUCCAUUAUGGGUAUGUUUCCAAACAUGAGUAACGAAAUCGUGCCAGAGAAGAAGGAAAUUGUCCUUAAGCAUAGCAAGCUAGUGGCACCAGCCCCAGGAACCCCACAACCUCCUCGAAGGACCAGGCCUCCGGGGUGUCGCACAAUCUUUGUUGGUGGUUUACCAGAAAAAAUAAGAGAGAAUGCUGUAAGAGAAAUAUUUGAGCGUUAUGGAAGAAUACAAAUAUUAAGGUUGUCCAAGAAAAACUUUUGUCACAUACGUUUUGAUAGAGAGAGUUGUGUGGAUGCAGCCAUGGUUAUAUCGGGAUAUAGGAUCAAAGUUCUGAACAAGGAAGGUGAUAAGGAAGAAGACGAUAAUAAUGCCUCAAGUGGCUGGCUUCACGUUGAUUACGCUUUGAGUAGGGACGAUCAGAACGAGUAUGAAAGACGCCAGCGUCUAGCGCUGCGUGUUCAACAACAACAAAUGCAACAGAUGUCCGCACAACACGAGGCUAUGAGUAACAGGAACGCUACGUACAGAAGAUCCCCCUCACCCCUCAGGAUACAACCCUUCUCAGCGACAGCCAUCGUACAGUUGACAGAGAAAAUUAAAAGCGAAGAACAUUUCGCCACCACACUUCCCACACUGAUAUCGUGGUUGGAACGUGGAGAGUGUUCCAAAAAGAGCGCCAAUCAAUUCUACUCUAUGAUCCAAGCUACUAAUUCUCACAUCAGACGACUUUUCAAUGAAAAAAUGCAGGCUGAAGAGGAAUUACAGGAAUGCAAAGAUAGAGUGAAAAAUAAUAUACAGAAUGUCAUCGAGCAACUCGAACAGGUGGGGAAAGUGUUUAACGCAGCGACCCACCAGCGUGUCUGGGACCACUUCACUAAACCACAAAGGAAGAAUAUAGAAACGUGGCAGAAAAUGACGCAGGAGUUCAAUACAUUGAAGGAGGAGUUCAGUGAGAGGUUCUUUAACGAUGACUCGGAAUACAAUGGCACGAGCAAGGGCAGUUACGAUAGCAAUAAUGAAGACAUAAACCAGUUGAAGCGUGAAAAUGAGAGUUUACAAUUCCAAUUGGAAGCGUACAAAAACGAGGUGGAAGUUAUAAAGAACGACGCGCAAAAGGAAAUGGAGAAAUUUAAGGCACAAUUUAUAGCGCGACAAGCAUUGUUAGGGGCAAUGGAAAACAAACCUCCCCUACCGUCGUCAGCGUCAGAGCAGCCCCCGCCUCCCCCUCCGCUGCCUGAUGACGCGGAUGACUCCCUGAAGACGGCCGCCGAGGUCGCGCCAGGGGAGGCCAGGCUUAUAGGAGUCAUGUCAGCCUUCUUACAGGUACACCCCCGGGGAGCCAGUCUGGACUACGUGGUGUCCUAUGUACGAGCGUUAUUCCCAAAUGUAACACAAGCAAUAAUACACCAUGUACUGCAGAAGUACGAAGACGUGUUCCAGAAAACCACCAGCGGGGUCGGAGCCAAUAUUGAGAACCGUUGGACCUUUGUAGCGUUUAAUAAUAAGACGUAGUGUAUGUACUUAGUAAACUUGAGGAAUAUUGACAUUAUUUCUUUAUCGACGGUUAUAAGUUGAACGUUGUUUGAACAAUUAAUACUUGUGAUAUCAAUACUUAUAAGUAUGUUUUAUAUGACAAGUUCCAAAAUAUGAGAUAUAUAUGUAUAUGAAUAUUG
Molecule: messenger RNA, 2354 nt
Organism: Danaus plexippus (monarch butterfly)
Lineage: Eukaryota; Metazoa; Arthropoda; Insecta; Lepidoptera; Nymphalidae
Product: ecto-NOX disulfide-thiol exchanger 2-like
Exons: 10
Coding region: 319-2193 (624 amino acids)
Biological process (GO): ultradian rhythm
Cellular component (GO): plasma membrane; external side of plasma membrane
Molecular function (GO): RNA binding; protein-disulfide reductase activity
Source: RefSeq, a predicted model, not a curated record